AGAUGAAGGACACGGAGGUGCUGUGCCGGGGCCUGAGGGUGCCCGGGGGCAGGGACAGGGAGGGCCGCCCGGUGGCUAUCUACAGCCUGCCUCAGGACAGGGGCGCCGCCCAGUCUACCAUCAGAUAUCUUAUAUCUAUAUACAGCGAAGAAACGAGGAGGAGCGGUAUCCGCCUGGUGGUGGAUGGUCACCCUGGUGGACGGAGGGCUGGCCGUAUCCUCAGCGCUGUCAUCGGGGACGAGAACGUCGCCUGCCUCAUUCUGAGGCCAGAGGCCUUCUGGGACAAGAGUGUCGACCACUGCGCCAAGUCCUCUCCUGAGCCAGUGUUUAUACCCCCUUCAAGACUUCAAAAAUACAUAGAUUUGUCGCAAUUGCCUGAGGAUUUUGGUGGAACUCUUUCGCAUGAUAGGGAACAGUGGCUCCGAGAUCGUGUGAAGGCUGAUCUCUUUUUUCAUGAAAGCGGUGAGGUUCAGACUGAGUUAGAUCGAGUAACUCGUCUUCUGACUGGAGCAAAGGAGGGAAUGAACAAUGCUGCCCGGACGAUGACUCAAACUAGGGCAACAUACAACAACACAGCUCAAGCGGCCGCAGCUCUUGUUCAACAAGGUAGAGCAUUGCUUGAUGACCUCGGUAUGGGGAGAAUGACAGAAACUAUUGGGCAGGAUGUGCUUGAUACUCGACAGAGGCUAGAGAGGGAAGUAUCUGUUACGCGGGGGAAACUAACAGCACUUCAAACAGCCUGGGGAGCCUUAAACAAAUCAAUUGCUGAUUCAAAGGAGGUUGAAAAACUUGAGAUGGGAGUGAAGUCUGUUACAGAGUGGUUGCUUACAAAAGGUGAAGAGCUUCUAGCAACUCAUUGUCAUGUAGGAUUCGACAUUACCUCAGCAGAGCAGCUGCGGCGAGAGCAUGAACAAUUAGAACUUUCUUGCAGGGAAACAUAUGGACAAUAUGCAGAACUUCUGCACAAGUUAGAUUGCAGUGGCUUAGAAAUACCUAGCGAUUUGCGAGCACAAAGAGAUUUCAUGGAUUUUGUAAUUCGAGGUUUCGCUUCUAGAUUAGAGAGAAGAAGGAAUAUUCUCAUUUCUUCAGCACGUUUUUUUCGUUUAGUAGCAGAGUACUUUCAGACAACUAGUGAAAUUUAUGAAAAAUUGGUCAUGACUCCAGAUGUUGGAGUCUUGGAUAAAGCUCAAACAACACUUCUUCAACUUCAAGAUAGCCAAAAUACUAUUGAUGAACUUGAAGAAUGGGUGAUGAGGGAAGGAGAAAAGCUCUCAGAUUUACUUUCCAUGCCUGUUAAAGAUUCCUUAGGGAGAGAGGUGAUAAUAGACUACGGCCCAGAUAUCACAAAUAUAUCUGAGAUCCUCGAAAUGUCUCGUGCCCGCUCUGAACUAUUCAGGGAUAAUGUUGAACUUCAAAGAAUAACUUUACAACAAGCCUCCCAUGUAUUUACGUAUGAAAAUGAUGCUGCUCAGGCAAUCAUGUGGCUAGAUGAACUUUUUGAAGUAAUGCUUAUGUCGCAUGCUGAAGUUGGAUGUAGUGUCUAUGAAAUUCAACGUCAGAAAGAAGAACAACAAAAUUUUGAAGAAACUGCAAAGUGUACUUAUGAGUUUGGAUCCCAGUUGCUGCGAGGAGCAUUGCUCCUGCGACAGGCCUGCAAACUAGGGGAUUCAGAGAACAGGCAGCUGUCCGAGAGGCUUACUGAUUCUUGGCUUAGCCUUACAGCUGCUAGUCAGGCCCAUAUGACGAGACUAAGGGUUACAGCUGUUUUCCAUAGGGAUAUAGACAAGCAUUGUGCAGAACUUAAGGAUCUCAUUGAAUCUGCAGAAAUGGUGAAGAGUGAUGACCUCAAAGAUUUAUUAAAUAGCCGAGAAGCAGUCCUAUUAGAGGUUGCUCGCAUGAUUCGCCUUGCUCGCCUUUUAAAAAGUAGGCUGCGAGAGCCCCUCUGUCCCCAACAGAGUAUUGGUAGAGAAUAUAACAGAACUGCUGUUGAAGCAAUUUCUGAAAGGGUCGCAGAGGUGACUGCCCUUGCUGAACAGUUGGACCUGGCUCUUUGUGGUAGAAGGCAACCUUCUUCAGAUUCCUCAGAACCAUCACCUUCACAGGAGGACUGGUAUGGUAGCUUGGAAAAGAGCGCAGGAGACAGUAGCAGUUCGAAAACGUGUGAAGAGGAGGAGUUUGUCACAGCAAGUGAAUGCACUUGCACACCUCCGAGUAGAAGCAGUUCAUUCCACACUGCAUCAGAAGGAUACCUCUCACCCUGGUGGAGUGAUACAGAUCGUACCCUUACUGGCUCAGAAACAGUUGAAGUUGUGGAAACUCAGAAAGUACGUUUCUCUAAAGAAGGCUGCACUGUUGAGAGGCAGGUCGAGGGAGGAUCAGAGGCAAGCUCCACUUAUCUUGCUGGAAUAGCAAAGCGUGCUGUUGCUGGCCUUUUGUAA
Molecule: messenger RNA, 2438 nt
Organism: Nezara viridula (southern green stink bug)
Lineage: Eukaryota; Metazoa; Arthropoda; Insecta; Hemiptera; Pentatomidae
Source: the annotation of a GenBank genome assembly